Molecule: messenger RNA, 2586 nt
Organism: Pterocles gutturalis (yellow-throated sandgrouse)
Lineage: Eukaryota; Metazoa; Chordata; Aves; Pterocliformes; Pteroclidae
Gene: ITSN2
Product: intersectin 2
Exons: 11
Coding region: 1-1485 (494 amino acids)
Biological process (GO): positive regulation of Rho protein signal transduction
Molecular function (GO): guanyl-nucleotide exchange factor activity
Source: RefSeq, a predicted model, not a curated record
AUGCAGCCGAUGGAAAGGAAAAGGCAGGGCUACAUUCACGAACUCAUUCAGACUGAAGAAAGGUACAUGGACGAUCUUCAGCUUGUCUUGGAGGUUUUCCAAAAACCGAUGGCUGAUUCGGGCUGUCUCACAGAAGGAGAAAUGGGGCUGAUCUUUGUUAAUUGGAAGGAACUCAUCAUGUCAAACACAAAGUUACUGAAAGCCUUGCGAGUGCGUAAGAAAACAGGAGGAGAGAAGAUGCCAGUGCAGAUGAUUGGGGACAUCUUGGCAGCCGAGCUCUCUCACAUGCAGGCAUACAUUCGGUUCUGCAGCUGCCAGCUUAACGGAGCUUCGCUGCUGCAGCAGAAAACUGAUGAAGAUGCUGAUUUCAAAGACUACUUAAAGAAACUUGCCUUGGACCCUCGCUGCAAAGGAAUGCCCCUCUCCAGCUUCCUCCUGAAACCUAUGCAACGAAUAACCCGCUACCCUCUGCUCAUCAAGAGCAUUCUGGAGAACACUCCAGAAAACCACCCCGAUCACAGUAACCUCAAGCUGGCCUUGGAGCGUGCGGAGGAGCUGUGCUCUCAGGUGAACGAAGGCGUGCGUGAGAAGGAGAACUCGGACAGGCUGGAGUGGAUACAGUCCCACGUCCAGUGUGAAGGUCUUGCUGAGCAACCGGUGUUCAACUCCCUCACAAACUGCUUGGGACCACGGAAACUCCUGCACAGUGGGAAGCUGUACAAGGCCAAGAGCAAUAAGGAGCUGUACGGCUUCCUGUUCAAUGACUUCCUCCUGCUCACCUACAUGGUUAAACAGUUUGUCUCUUCCAGCUCCGAGAAACUGUUCAGUCCCAAAUCCAACUCCCAGUUCAAAAUGUACAAAAUGCCUGUUUUCCUUAACGAAGUCCUAGUGAAACUGCCCACAGACCCUUCCAGUGAUGAGCCAGUUUUCCACAUAUCACACAUUGACAGAGUUUACACCCUUAAAACUGACAACAUUAACGAGCGCACUGCCUGGGUCCAGAAAAUCAAAGCAGCAUCCGAGCAGUACAUUGAAACCGAGAAGAAGAAACGUGAGAAGGCUUAUCAAGCUCGCUCACAGAAGACCUCAGGAAUAGGACGCUUGAUGGUGCACGUGAUUGAAGCGACAGAGCUAAAGGCCUGUAAGCCCAACGGGAAGAGCAACCCAUACUGUGAAAUCAGCAUGGGCUCUCAGAGCUACACCACGAGGACGCUGCAGGACACCCUGAACCCCAAGUGGAACUUCAACUGCCAGUUCUUCAUCAAGGAUCUGUAUCAGGAUGUCCUGUGCAUCACCAUGUUCGACAGGGAUCAGUUCUCGCCUGAUGAUUUUUUAGGUCGCACUGAAGUCCCAGUAGCAAAAAUCAGAACAGAACAAGAAAGCAAAGGCCCCACGACAAAACACCUACUGCUGCAUGAAGUUCCAACAGGUGAAGUCUGGGUCCGUUUUGACCUGCAGCUCUUUGAUCAGAAAACACUCGUCUAAGAACAUUUUUUUUUAAUUUAUGAAGGACAACUGAAGCUGACAGCCUGAACACUUUUUGUAAAAGAUUCCUUGCCCUAUGCUGGUUAUUAAGCAAGAGUUCCUGCUGCUUCCAUAUUUCCUCUUAGUUCCCGGUUGCAUUCAGUUCCUUGCAGCGUUCAAAGUUGUUGUUGAUCUAUGCAAACACAAAUGUUACUGUAUACACAGUACUAUAGCUCAGUGCCUUUUUAUUAUGUUGGAAUAUGUUGGGUUUGGAUGCCAAUGUUUCCAUUUUCAGGGCCAUAAAAAGUAUUAAGUAGAAAUGUGGCAUCAAGAUGUAUGUAUAUUUUACCACUAGGUGUAACAUAUAGACUGAGGAAUGGUUUAGCUCAGCACUAGAAUCAUUCCAUUUGAAAUCUGAAAAGUGAUAUCCACUGGAAUCUUCUCAUCUCAGGAUGAUAGUUUUAAAGAUUAAAUACUGAAGAAGCCUUAGCACUGGAGAAGUCUCUGAUAUAUUGUAUAUUCUUUAAGAAUUAAGUGUAGUUCCUUACUUGACUUAGUUCUGCACUGAAAUCAGUUAACUGCUACUUUAUUUUUCUUUCUGCUUCAGUUUGAUUCAUCAUUCUCUGCUGAGACAAUGUGGUUGUGAAGAAUAACUAGAAAAAAAAUAUUUUAAAUACUGUGACCCACAGCAAUGUGGAAAAAUACUUUUCAGCUUUUGUUUUUUUCCUAAAUAUAAGUUAUUUGUGUACAUUUCCUUGGUCUUGCAGACCUCCAUGUGAAGCUUUGACAUUGCCAACAUGUAUAUAGAGAGUAAAAUAUAAGUUUAUUAAUGUAAUUUGUCUACAGAUGUUUAUUGAUGCAUAGUGAUUUUUAAAAAGUAUAUUUUAUUGUACAGGGGACUGUGAAAUAAUGAGAAAAGCUUAUAGGAUUAAAUUCAAGAAAAGUUUAUUACAAGUUUAAAAGGUUUGCUCGGGGGAACUGUCACCCUACCAUCAAUCUGUAAGAUGAGAUUGGUUGAAAGCAAAAACUUGGUCUCUUAGCACCAAAAUCACGGAUGGUUUAAAAAAAAAUAAAUUGUUUCCAAAGGGUUUGAUACAUUGUAACCAUUUGCCUCCAACCACU